Geodia barretti is the source of this 1203-nucleotide messenger RNA. NCBI's taxonomy places the organism in Eukaryota, Metazoa, Porifera, Demospongiae, Tetractinellida, Geodiidae. The record is from the annotation of a GenBank genome assembly.
GGGCCCAGUGCCAUAGCCCGGUGGCGCGAGCUAACCUUCCGCAGCCCCAAUGAACAGGUUCCCCGGUUCGCGUUGGGCUACCGUCUUGAGGACCGGGCCGCCAGCGAGACCUUCACCCCGGAGUUCAUCUACGGGCGCCCAUCCCUGGACCUUUCCGGCUCUUACCUCAGCGGCAUCAAGCUGCCCAGCGCGGAUCUUCGUCACGAUGACCUCAGUGGAGCCGAUCUUACGGGCGUCGAUCUUCGGACAGCCGAUCUGUCCGGGGCCAACCUGACAGGGGCGCAUCUUUUUCGAGCCAUCAUGCCGCGCGCCAACUUCACCGGAGCGAUGCUGGCGGGUGCGGACCUUUCCUACGCCAGCCUGCCAUACGCCGACCUUGAGGGCGCAGACCUCAGCGGAGCAGACCUGACGGCGGCGGACCUUUCCUGGGCGAGCCUGGCCAACGCCAACCUCCGGGGAGCCACGCUGACGACCGCCUCGCUGAUGAUGGCCAACCUUACCGGGGCAGACCUCAGGGGAGCACGAUUCAUCAAGUCCAGCAUGGACAGCACGAUCCUGCACCGCGCAACCGCAGGCGGCACCAUGUUCUCCAACUGCGACCUACGCCUCGUCAUCGGGCUGGACACGAUGCUCCACGGGGCUCCCAGCAGCAUAUCCCUGGACACGCUGGCCCGCUCGGGAGGCCGAAUCCCCCGGCUUUUCCUCCAGGGGGCGGGCGUAGCCGAGCCUUUGAUCGCCGCCCAGGACGUGCUCACUGCGGAACGCAGGACGUACCCGACAGUGUUGCUGAUCGGUUCGAUGGCGGAUUCCGCCUUGGCGGAACGGCUUUGCGAAGACCUGUCGCGGGCCCAUAUACCCGCCUGGGCCCUCUACGCCGAUGACGAGGGAGCGCUAAACACCGGAGAGGCGUCGCUGGACCACAUCGUCUACUACGACCGCUUGGCCCUGCUCUGCACCGACGCCGCGCUGGAGAACCCACAGACCAGCCGGUACUUUGCCGUACUUGCCCGGUCUGUCAGUCCGGGAGCUUCCGCCGGCCUGAUUGCUCUUGGGGCGGGCGAGGCGUUCUACGAGCGGCAGGACCGCCUCUGCAAGGGUCUCAGGGACGGCGUGGCCCUGGAUCUGCGGAGUUGGGACGAAGGCCCGAUCCUGGAGCAGGCGCUGAAUCACCUGGUGCGGGAGCUAACUGCGCCGGUGUUCUGA